Vespa mandarinia (Asian giant hornet) is the source of this 609-nucleotide messenger RNA. RefSeq names its product cytochrome P450 4C1-like. The record is from RefSeq and is a predicted model, not a curated record. NCBI's taxonomy places the organism in Eukaryota, Metazoa, Arthropoda, Insecta, Hymenoptera, Vespidae.
AUGGAAUUCACUGUAAUAUUAAUUAUUAUCGUAACAAUUUUAUUUGGAUUACUCUAUGGAAUAGCAGAAUACUUUUUAAAUAAAUUACAUAUGUUUAAUAAGAUUAAAGGAAUUUCUGGAUCAAAAGUAUAUCCAAUUAUUGGAAAUGUUCAUUUAUUUAUUGGUGAUACAGCUGCUCUAUUCAAACAAAUACUAAACCUUGGAAAGUAUUAUCAAUUAUUGUGGCGUGUAUGGAUCGGCACGAAAUUAUUGUUAGUAAUUGAGAAUCCCGAAUAUGUCAAGAAUGUACUCAAUAGUCCAAAUAUUACUGAUAAGAGCGAGGAAUAUGAAAAAUUGAAUCCUAUUGUGGGGAAUGGAUUGUUAACUGCUCCAGCAUCAGUAUGGGAUUCACAUCGAAAAGUUUUAAAUAAAAUGUUCCUUAUGAAAAAUAUAAAGUCACAUGUGGAUGUAUUUGUUAAUCAUUCUAUCGCAUUAAUGGAAAAAUUAGAAACUUUUGUUGGAGGAGAAUUAGACAUUUUUGAUUAUGUCUUUCGCUAUGUCAUGCUGGAUACACAACUAAAUUCGCUGACAAAUUCGGAUUGUAAAAUAGCUGAAUCAAUAAAAUGGUAA